AUGGCUCCUACUGUGUUCGUUGGAGAAAUAUUGGCUGUUAUAAUUGCAUUCGUAGGAGCUGAUGCGAUCUCAGCAUCUCCAACACAGAUCUCAUUAACUCCAACAACUCUGCCAUCCCCUACAAAACCUAAGAACCUCUCAUCAACUAACAAAACCCAAUCAUCUCAAACAACCACAUCCAUCUCGACACUAUCAACACCAUCAUCAACACCAACUACAUCAACACCAGCACCCUUAUUAACCAUGUCAACAUUCACAUCGACACCAGCAACCCUUACUUCAUUAACUAUAACAACACAACCAACCCCUUCAACGAACCCAUCGGUGCUUUCAUCAAUCGCAUCAUCUCCAACGACGGCCUCAACAGCAAUAGCAACACCAACAACUCCGACGAAGUCUUGCGCCGAAUCCUGGUCGUACUAUGAGGGGUGGUGCUAUGGCUACUUCAGGGAUCCAGUGAACUUUGGCAGCGCCUUGUCGACGUGUCGGACGAUUGCGGGUUUGGAAGCGGAUUUGGUAUCAAUACACAGUGACGCUGAGAAUGCGUUCGUCUAUGACUUAUGGGUGAGCUUGGAGGAAUACAUUGGUGAAUUGUUAUGGAUCGGGUAUCAUCAACCGACGAAUGGGGUUUUGGAACCCUUCGUUUGGACUGACGGGACACCGGAUGAUUACGCCUCGUGGGAACCAACACAGCCCGACGAUGAGGGAGGAAACGAAAACUGCGUGUCUUUCUGGCGCAGGAACCCCUCAGAUGACGCAGCGAAGCCUUGGAACGAUGUGCCGUGUGACAUCGUCACUGCCCCUUUCGUCUGCAAGGCAGCUAUCUAA
This is a messenger RNA of Lytechinus variegatus (green sea urchin), 828 nucleotides long. Its product is annotated as snaclec 3-like. The record is from RefSeq and is a predicted model, not a curated record. NCBI's taxonomy places the organism in Eukaryota, Metazoa, Echinodermata, Echinoidea, Temnopleuroida, Toxopneustidae. The transcript has 3 exons. Bases 1 to 828 code for a protein of 275 amino acids.